AUGGUUUUAAAGACUUUUGAAUUGGGCAAGAGACCACAUAUUGUUGCUGAGCCCUUAACGCCCGAGGCGUUUGCUCCUUACGGUGGAGUAAUCAGCGCAGACCAUCAGCUCCACGGUGCCGAGUCAUCGCUGGCGAACUACGGAACAGCUACAAAGCUUCACAAAGUUGCCCCUGUGAGCAACAACUACUCAAAUGCUCCCAGCGGCAAGAAAGAAACUGCCAACUGGAACAUCUUCAGAUGCAAAGCUCCCUCGCAUUUGAUAAAGCACGGAGGCCUGAGAUCGGUUUACCUUUGCAAAGUGCUUGAGAGACAUCCUUUUACAACCCAGACUUUCUUGCCCAUGGGCCAAGAUCUCCGCAAAAAGUCAUUCUUGGUGAUUGUUGCUCAGACCGACGAGGCGACACCCGAGAAAUUGCCCGAUCCAAGUCGGAUCAGGGCCUUUCUAUGCAAGGGGAACCAAUCUGUGACAUACGGUGCCGGAACCUGGCACGCGCCCAUGGUUGUUGUGGAUGAAACCAUACCGCAUUUGGACUUUGCUGUGUUUAUCCAUGAAAAUGGUGUUGCCGACGAAGAUUGUCAAGAAUGCUACUUUGAGCCCGGCUACAACGUUGAGUAUUCGUUGGAUAGUUCCAAAUUGUAG
Messenger RNA from Lodderomyces beijingensis, 642 nucleotides. The record is from the annotation of a GenBank genome assembly. Lineage: Eukaryota; Fungi; Ascomycota; Pichiomycetes; Serinales; Debaryomycetaceae.